Molecule: messenger RNA, 2741 nt
Organism: Gambusia affinis (western mosquitofish)
Lineage: Eukaryota; Metazoa; Chordata; Actinopteri; Cyprinodontiformes; Poeciliidae
Exons: 2
Coding region: 815-2182 (455 amino acids)
Source: RefSeq, a predicted model, not a curated record
AUUACUCGUUACUGAAAAAAGUGGUCCGACGUCAGUAACGCGUUACUGACAUCACUGCAUAUAUGUAUAUGUACAUAUAUAUAUAUAUAUAUAUGUUUAAACACACACAUAUAUAUACUGUAGAUAAGUCGGUUCACCAACUCAUGAAGUCGAUCUGGGCCUGCGACUUCAUUUGAUGAAUGAAUAGCAUAACAGAGGUGGACUGACGUCCCGCAUUAUUCUUAAACAUGAAAUGGCAAAACGUCACUUAAUCACAGCGUUUCGUGUGAAGUAAACGCAAAUAUGUUGUAAAUGUGACUAAUCACAUUAUUAUUGUGGUGUUUCACAAGCCAAGCCCAGCACUAAUUACUACCAGACUUGUCAAAUCAAGAAAUUUACUAAAACAAACAAAACUAUCUGGUGAUAUGAAAUGAGACUUUUCAAAGAGCGUCACGCCUCACAAAGUCUAAUGGACAGUGAGGUUCUGUGGUCUUAGAUGUGUGCCAAAAAAGUUGCUCCCACUAUUUUCUAGCAAACAGUCCUUCCUGAUGGAGUCUGAUCAUUGCCUGAUGCUUUACCACAACAGGUAUGGAAAACCACAAAUGCAAAAAUUAAAUCAUACACAAAUCUAUUAAUCUCUUUACAUUAAAUAAAUUAAAAAAUAUUGAUUUUUAUUUAAGUAUUUAUGACAGCUUGAGUUAUGGAAAACUGACCUGAUCAUUUCCAUAGCAACGAUCAGAAGCAGACAUUGCACCAGAAGUCCAGUGACCUCACUAAUGAGGUCAUAGAUGACAUCAUGUACAUCACAGUAGAUCAAAGAAGUUCUGAUGCUUGAAUGCUUGAAUCUCAGAGCAUCAGUCAGAUCCAGACGGUUCUUGGAGGUUCAGAUUUGUGUGUAGCAACAAUGUUUGGUGUUUCAAAAGCGUUCGUUCCCUUGUUUAUCCCACUUGGUUGGGGGCUGGGAUAUGCUGUGACCACGGGAUUGAAGAAAGUUUUUGAUCAUUGCUUUCCAGGAAAGGAUUCAAAUGAAGGUUACCAUCAGGAGGAAGAAGACGACUUGUUUUGGAAAGGUCUUCCAACUGACGCCCAAGAACAAACCGACCCGGCUGGGAAGGUUUGUUCUGAAAAGGCGACAGAGGUUUGUGGGACCACAGACUCUCACCCAACAAGGACUGGACCAAAAAGUACACAGGACAACGGUACUGUCUCUGGGCAAACCGACCCGGCUGGGGAGGUUUUCUCUGAACACCUGACCAAUGUCUGUGGGAUCACAGACAUUGGUGUGACAGAGACGGUACGAGACAGUACCAAGGACAAUUAUACUGUCUUUGAGCAAACUGACCCGGCUGGGGAAGUUUGUUCAAAGACAACUGUACACCAGGAGGGUGAGAGAACGGUCGCAGAGAAAUCUAACCCGGCUGGGGAGGAUUUGUCUGCGGCUGACCUCGCAGCCAAAGCUCUUGCUGAGGUAACAGCAGAAGCUUUGGUCUCAUGGGUUCCAGCUCUGUCCUUUCCUAAGUGCUCUACUCUCAAGAGCACUUUUACAAGCGAUGUUCCAAUUCCACGUUCCCCGGACGGGGAACGUAUCUCAGAAGAAGAUGGACUGAUGAAUUUGUCAAAGAAACCCACUCUACAUGCAAGGAUCGUCGUUGCCUUGGAGGUUAACUUUUCUCCGGAUGUGGAAGCAGAACACAGAGUUGGCUUGGAUCUCCCAGAUACAGGCAGGAUAGCAACUGCAGGAAACGGACAGACGGAGGAGAACUUCUUCAAGUUCUCCAACGAGCUCCAGAACAGCUGGAGGCAGACCAGGAUUCACCCUGUGGUAGCCAAUCGGACCAUGGACGUUCCUGCGGAUUGUGAAGGUGGUAGUGAGAGGUACCACCUGUCCUCCGUUAUCUGUGGAGAUUCAAAGCCGGCUCAGUUCCACUCCUAUUUGAUCAAAGGAGAACAAACUAUUAAGGCUGACGACGAGCAUGUCUUCACUGCAGACAGUGACUGCAGUGAAGACAUGUCUCAAAAUUCACUAAUCUACAUAUAUGAGAAAGUCAGCAACGAUGAGACAACAGAUACUACAGUUUCUCCAGCCCCUCCUCUGGAAGGUGAUAAAGGAGCCUUUGGAGAGGAGCCAAAAUUAUUAAACUAUGAAGAAGACAAAAUUAUCGAAGACCUAAUUAGUUACUAUCUUGAGGCUGGAGAACUGUGAUUGGGAGCAAAAGAUAUCUGACAUAAAUGUCUGGAACAAAAAGGGUAAAAAGUUUUGACAGGUUUCUCUCCGGGCGCGCCGGCUUCCUGCCACAAUCUGAAAUCACGGCUCUGUAGUUUAUUGGUCUCUAAAUUCUGUUUGUGUGAUUAAAACGUUUAUUUUUGUGACUAAAAUUGUUCCCUGGGUUUGAAUCCUUACCUGGGUUCUUCUGUCUUGGUGGGUUUGCAUGUUCUCCAAGUGCAUUAGUGGGUUCUCUCCGGGUUCUCCAGCUUCCCCCCAUAGUCCAAAAAGAGGACUAGCUGACCUUUGCCCCAUGUCUUCUCCCCUCUCUUUUGUUUAAAGUAGCUUCAGCUACUAGAGCCAAAACUACUUUGGACAAAUGUCAAGAAUACAUUUUGCAAUUAAAUUUCAUAAAUAUCAAUAGGUAGUUUCCAGUUAGCAGGUUUCUCUCCGGGCGCUCCGGCUUCCUGCCACAGUCAGAAAUCACGACUGUUUAGUUAAUUGGUCUCUAAAUUCUCCUUAGGCAUAAGUACAAACAUUGAUUAGUGAAUAAAAUAUA